AUGUCGCAGUCGCCCGCCAAUGACGAAGUUGAAGUCGACGCCGAGGAAAGGGUGAGCGCGAUGCGCAGUUAUCAGGCGGUGUUGAAAAAUCCGCGUGUAUCGGACAAGGCCAAACACGAAGCCUCCGACGUAUUGAACAAUGAGUUGGGCUGGGAUACGCCCCGCCGCGAAGUCUACGCUGCGCAUGAACAUCCGAAUCCCUCAAGCGUGGCAGCCAGCAUGCGAGCGCUCAAUCCACACGGGAGGAACCACGAGCGUGCUGCGGAGCUGUAA
Molecule: messenger RNA, 273 nt
Organism: Penicillium argentinense
Lineage: Eukaryota; Fungi; Ascomycota; Eurotiomycetes; Eurotiales; Aspergillaceae
Product: Con-6 family protein
Exons: 2
Coding region: 1-273 (90 amino acids)
Source: RefSeq, a predicted model, not a curated record